UGUUAUGGUCCGAACAUGUUUUGUUUUGUUGUUUUCUGUAAAUGUUGUUUUAAGCAUUCCGGAAAGUGUUCAAGUCGAUAGAAUGUUUAUAUGUUUUGUUUUGCAAGUUUUGUUGCUUUUAAAUUCCGGAAGAUGUUCGUAAUGUUUUUUACAUUUUCCGGAAAAUGUGAUGUUUUGUUUUCAAAUUCUAGAAGAUAGUUUUAAUGUUUUUAAAUUCCGGAAAGUGUUUAAUUCAACAGAAUGUUUAUAUGUAGGGAAGGAAUGUUUUACAGAAUGUUUAUAUGUUUUGGUCCGGAAAAUGUUUCUUCCUUCAAAAUGUUUUUUUCUAUUUAAAUUAUAA
Molecule: messenger RNA, 340 nt
Organism: Meloidogyne enterolobii
Lineage: Eukaryota; Metazoa; Nematoda; Chromadorea; Rhabditida; Meloidogynidae
Source: the annotation of a GenBank genome assembly